AUGGCCGAUCCCCUUCUCACCAGCCUCUGCGCUAUCUGUCAUAUAGAAACGCCCAAGUAUAAAUGCCCGCGAUGCACGAUUCGAACCUGCUCGCUGGCCUGCACAAAGCGACACAAGGCAUGGUCAUCAUGCAACGGAAUUCGAGAUGCUACGGCUUACGUCCCGCCCUCUAAGCUGAAGACCCCAGCUGGCGUUGACCAUGACUACAACUUCCUGUCGAGCAUUGAGCGUGCCGUUCAGCGCUCAGAGAAAGAGAUUGUCGAGGAACGGCAUCUCCUUCGGCCGGAGGACUUGCGGCCUAUUGAGGUCAGGACCGUCAAGUGGAAAACAGGCAGGGACGGGAGAAAGAGGAGAGUUCUUGUCACGGAGUUGUUGCGCGGCGAUAAUGCGGGAGGUGGAUCAGGGCUGAAGAGCGCGGAGAUGCUAUCUUCCUUACCCUUCAAGAAGAGGCUGGGGAAGUUUGGUAUUCUUUUGCGGCGCGCUCCAGUUGGUAUGGCCAGGCAGAAAGAGAACGGAACAAACUUUAGUAAAGCCUCGAGCCGUAUCAACUGGCAGGUCGAGUGGCUGCUCGUGUCGCCACCUGCGCUAGAGGCCGACACUAAAACACAACAAGAAAUAGAGAAAGCAACAGAUGAUCCGCCGAAGGUCGAGACGAAAAGGAUUUUGGCAAAGGCGCUCGACGAUAUGCCGCUUUACAAGGCUUUCGUGAUGGGUCAGAAGAGCUUCAACGACGACCUGGCGAGAAGGGAGCAGCAGCGGCUGCAACAAGAAGAUGGCGAGGAACCUGAUGAGAGCCGGGACACAAAUGCAGGCGGCCGGCCUAAGAAGCGUCGCAAGCAUCCGCACAAGCCCGGUCAGUCUCUUGCCACAGCCCAAGAUACUGAGACAGGUGCAUGGCACCCUGGCCGAUACUGCCUACAAGUCAGCCCCCGUGGUACUUGGAUGCCACAAACCGGCGUACCCGCAUUUACGGGGAUGACUGAGGAAGAGGAGGCACAGAAGAGCAAGUACACCUUCUUCCUCGUGGGUACAACCUCCGCCGCGACGGCAGCAGCGGGCCAAGUUGUCGUGCACGCCGUCGAUGCGACACUUCCAUUAGGCGAAGCCCUCCGCGAUAUCACUGUCCUCGAAUUUCCGACCAUUUAUGUCGUCGAGCAUGGAUCGCCUCUGCCAGCUUUCUUAGUGUCCGAGCCAAAACCGGUUCUUCUGACGCAGAAACGGAAGCGUGGCAACCAGCCCAUUGGCAAAAAAGGCGGGAAGGGCAGUAAGAAGUUGCGACGCAACAUGGAAGAUGGCGAACUGCCCAGCGAUGGGGAGGAUGUUAGUGAGGAUGAGGACGAGGGGAGGCUUGAUGUCCUAAAUAACAUCAUUGCCGAGGAAAGUCUAGGAGAGGACGAUGACGAAAACGAUAGCACGACAAGCAGCUCAGGGUCUGAUUCGGAUUCCGACGAGGUUGUAAGAGCUAGUUUGGCGGCCAAGCUGGCCCUUUUGAAGAAGUCUGCCCCAUGA
This is a messenger RNA of Colletotrichum truncatum, 1509 nucleotides long. Its product is annotated as hit finger domain-containing protein. Lineage: Eukaryota; Fungi; Ascomycota; Sordariomycetes; Glomerellales; Glomerellaceae. Gene Ontology annotation, biological process: box C/D snoRNP assembly; maturation of LSU-rRNA from tricistronic rRNA transcript (SSU-rRNA, 5.8S rRNA, LSU-rRNA); snoRNA localization. The record is from RefSeq and is a predicted model, not a curated record. Gene Ontology annotation, cellular component: nucleus; pre-snoRNP complex.